AUGUUCAAGCUUAUGAAGAAGAAGAAGCCCAAGGACCAGAAGACGAGCGCCGAAGACAGGAAGCCGAAGACCGGGAGGAAGAGCGCUUCGGCGACAAAUAGUGUCCAGCAAUCGAUUGUCGCCAUCGAGCGACAGGCCGAGGUGCGCGAUUUCUGCCAGGCCGUCCUGCAGCUAAAAGUCUCUGGCAUCGAAGCGGCGUUCCAGCGAAACCCACGGAAGUGCGAUAUGAAAAAGUGCACCGUGUUCUCGCGCAAUCAGGCCAAGAACCGGUACAAGGAUGUGGGCUGCCUGGAUGACGGCCGGGUGAUUCUGCGCGACAACGGCGGCAACGACUACAUCCACGCAAACUAUGUGGCCACGCCCGAGAAUCCGCAUCGCUUCAUUUGCUGCCAGGCGCCGCUCGAGUCCACCUGUGCUGACCAUUGGAAAAUGAUCGUUCAAGACGGCGUCGAGGUCAUUUUGAUGCUGUGUGACUUUUUGGAAAAAAAUUUAAAGAAGUGCGCCGAAUACUUUCCCAUGGACCCGGCCAGCCCAAAAACCUUCGGCCCGUACACGAUUCACCUGAAGAAGAAAGAAAUGAUGAAAUGGGAAUGCCAGACGCAAGCGGAAGUGGUGGUGUCUCAUUUUACGGUCGAAGUGGACGGUCGUCAGGUGCACCAGUUGACCCACUACCACUGGCAGAAAUGGCCGGACCGGGGGGUGCCCACCGCCGAUCAGGCCCUCAUCUACCUUUUGAAGACUUUCUCGCAGACCGAGAAGCCCAUCGUCGUCCAUUGCUCAGCGGGUAUUGGACGCACCGGGUCGAUCGUCCUCAUUCAGUACAUCCUCGAGUCGAUCAACGCUGGCAGCAAGGCCUGCAACGACGUCGAGAAGCUGCUUACCGAUCUGCGAAAGCAGCGGGCCAAUUCAGUGCAGACACACCACCAAUACCUCUUUGUUCACCAGGUUCUCCUCAACUACUUCUACAAGGAAGGCUUCCUGGACAAAUCCGUUGAGCCCUUCAUCGCAGCGUUCAGCGCCGCCUACGAGAAGGCCACCUCCGAGUCGAAGGACAAGCCCACAAACGAAGCCAGCUACUGCGGCGAAGUGAAGCGCCAACACGAUCUCCAAACGCUACAU
This is a messenger RNA of Mesorhabditis spiculigera, 1119 nucleotides long. NCBI's taxonomy places the organism in Eukaryota, Metazoa, Nematoda, Chromadorea, Rhabditida, Rhabditidae. The record is from the annotation of a GenBank genome assembly.